UGAAAAUUCUAUUUAAAUCAACUCAUAGCCGUGGCUACCGUAGUCUCUCGAGCACUGAGCAGCGCGCGCCUGCAACGAAAUAAUAUCAACGCAAAGAUGUCGAUAGUUCCGAUGAUGUUCCGUGACUGGUGGGACGACUGGGAACGCCCCUCCCGUCUUUUGGACCAGCACUUCGGCAUGGGCCUCCGCAAGGACGACCUGCUGUCCUCCCUCUCCUCUCUCCCAUCCAGCUCCCUCUUCAGGAACUCCUACUUCAGACCCUGGAGGACCAGCCUUGCCAGGCAGGAGUCCGCCUCAACCAUUAACAUGACCAAGGAGAAAUUCGAAGUCAUCUUAGACGUGCAACAAUUCGCUCCUGAGGAGAUCACCGUUAAAGCGACGAACAACUGCGUGGUGGUCGAAGGCAAGCACGAGGAAAAGCAGGACGAACACGGCUUCGUGUCCCGUCAAUUCACACGCCGGUACAUCUUACCAUCUGGCUAUGACACUGCGGACCUCGUCAGCACACUCUCAUCUGACGGAGUGCUCACAAUUGCCGCUCCCAAGCGCCCCCCACCUAACAGUGGGGAAAGAAUCGUACCAAUCACGAAAACCGGCCCAGCCAAGCAACCUGAACUCCCCAAGACGGAACAGCCCAGAGAGCAAACCGUACCAAUCGUCACAUCCCCUUAAAUCAAUCAAGUGCCACGAGACUUCGAUGUAAAAUCGAUGCAACGAUCGAAUCAUGAAUAGCAUUUAUUUUUAAACCCGAUGUUGGCCAACAACGGGAAUUGAUUCGAAAACGAAUUAGAUAAUGUAAUGAAAACAUCACUUAAAAUGUAUAAAAUGUAAUAAACGAUGUUGUAAUACUUUUUA
Molecule: messenger RNA, 855 nt
Organism: Papilio machaon (common yellow swallowtail)
Lineage: Eukaryota; Metazoa; Arthropoda; Insecta; Lepidoptera; Papilionidae
Gene: l(2)efl
Product: protein lethal(2)essential for life
Exons: 3
Coding region: 97-672 (191 amino acids)
Biological process (GO): protein refolding; response to heat
Molecular function (GO): protein folding chaperone; structural constituent of eye lens
Source: RefSeq, a predicted model, not a curated record